Molecule: messenger RNA, 618 nt
Organism: Zea mays
Lineage: Eukaryota; Viridiplantae; Streptophyta; Magnoliopsida; Poales; Poaceae
Product: receptor like protein 29-like
Exons: 1
Coding region: 1-393 (130 amino acids)
Source: RefSeq, a predicted model, not a curated record
AUGGCGGACCUCCUCGGCGAUCCGGCGUGGCCGCAGCUCCACCCGCGGCCCUGCACCGACACGCCAUGGCCAAGCCUACAGUGCGAGCUUGCGCCCGACGACGUGCGCGUGCUCCGCGCCACCCGCCUCCACCUGGGCCCCGACGUCGCCACCCCGCCCUGCAGGCCCGGGGCCAGGCUCGACCCUGCCUCGCUGCGCGGCCUACCGCACCUCCGGACGCUCUCCAUCUUCGUCUGUUUCGGUGCCGCCCAGGCCCCCGUCGAGCUGUCGCCCGCGCUAUUCACGUCGUCGUCCUCGCUCGAGCAGAUCAUGCUCAAGUCCAACCCCAGCCUCACCUCCCCCAUACCGGCGACGUUGGUUAUCAUUGUUUUUGAGGAAAAAAUAGCGUAUUAGUAUUGACACAUCGCGUAUCCAUAGGAAGUCUCGUAAUUGAUUAAUAACAUCUUGUUGAUCACAGGUGUAGCUAUUAGACAAUAUAUGUGUUUGAUAUAUGAACAUGUAUGGUGUUUAGUUGCUUCUUCUACUUUGUUCUAAUUGAUGAAUAAAAAAUGAAUGAGUCUUUCCUCCUUUUCCUCCUGUCGGGAGAUUACAUCUCAUGAAAUGAUCCAAAAUUAAUUA